GGUACAGACGAGAAGCGCCCAGUGGCCUGAUGUACGAUUGGCAGAGAACGCAACGAAGGCCCUGGCAUCUCCUACUGCCAACCCCGAAGUCGAGGAGUUUCGCAAAUGGCGCAGCGAAAUUGAGAAAUCCCUGACCGAUAUUCACCUUAAGCUCGGCUACCUGCUUUCUGAGACCGAGGAAUUCCGCGCGAUGGAGGCGCAUUAUAAGAACCUCCAGGAGAGCACGCCGAUGGGCACUAAUCUGUCCAAUUCUUGCCACCGGCUUGAUCUUCAUCAGCAAACCAUUGUGGAGACUGUGCAAAAGUUGGAUACCACAAUGAAGCAGGUUGACGACCUCACGCGCGAAGUCACUCACUUGAGGGAUGGCUCUGAGGUCACUGUGUCGUUUAGAUCGUCGGGUCGCAAGUGAGUCCUUGGAAGAAUAUCUCUAGCAGAUCGGUACUAACAGUUUGGCAGGCAGUAGAUGAUGUCGUUCAUAA
Colletotrichum acutatum is the source of this 479-nucleotide messenger RNA. RefSeq lists its product as uncharacterized. The transcript has a single exon. The record is from RefSeq and is a predicted model, not a curated record. NCBI's taxonomy places the organism in Eukaryota, Fungi, Ascomycota, Sordariomycetes, Glomerellales, Glomerellaceae. The coding region runs from base 191 to 409 and encodes 72 amino acids.